CAAAGUACAUUGACUAUUAUUAGUCCAUUGGACAUCUCAGAUUCUGCCAUCUAUAACUGUACUGCUGCUGUACUCCCCACUGAUACUGAGGGAGUACUAGCCAGCAAUGACACUACUGCCUCAUUGAACGUCUCUGUAGAAGAGCCUCGUGCACCAAAUAUUACAGGAGCUAAGAUUGUGUCUGAAGCUGGCAGACCUUUCUCGACUGAAUGUAACUUCACAGCACCCCUCAACCUGGUGACUCCGCCAUCUGUGGAGUGGCUGAGUCCAUCUGGGGACCUGGUCUCCAGUAACAAGACUCUCUCAUUUCCUCUGCUAAACACGUCAGAUGGAGGGAUGUAUACCUGCAGAGUCAACUUCUCAAUACCUUCUCUGGGUAUAUCUGAGAGUGGCAAUGGAACUACUCGUCUCAUAGUCCAGAUUCCAGCUCCAACAAUCACUGUUUUGAAAGACUAUACCCCCAUACAUGGGACGAAGUUCAAUAUGACAUGUACUGUGGAGGUGGAUGUGGCUGUGGAUACUCCCAUCACUAUUCACAGUUGAAAUGGGUGCUGCUACCCCAACACGUGGACAAUAGUGGCACCAUGUCCACAUAUCGAGACAGAAACAAAGAAGUAAGACAGAUUCACCAGUCUAAUAGUCGGCCACUCGUGGAGAGGACAAACUGGACGUUAUACUUGCAGAGCAAGAGUCCAGCCUAAGCCUGAUGUAAAACAAGAAUAUCUUGAAGGUUCGGCUAAUGAGACAACUGAUGUACCCAGGUCACUGUUCAGGUCUUCCAAAGCCCACUGUCAGAUACGCCUCAGCUCCUCCACUUAGGGGCCUCAGGG
Molecule: messenger RNA, 830 nt
Organism: Geodia barretti
Lineage: Eukaryota; Metazoa; Porifera; Demospongiae; Tetractinellida; Geodiidae
Source: the annotation of a GenBank genome assembly